AUGGACGUUCACUUUGUGGAUCGCGACGAUCGACGACAACCUCUAAACUACGAGUUGUUACAAGAUGUGCUUGGAGAUGGGUGUCAGUCAGACCUGGACAUAUCGGAUGAGGAGACAGAACCGGCUGUCAAUGCACCUCGACUACCAGAUGAUGAAGAUGAUAUACCCUCAGAGAUUCCACCUAGUAACCAUGACAGAGACAGUGACUCAGAUCAUGAUCAUGACUUUGACUCCCACCUGCAAACUCCCGCCACCUCGAAAUGCCUAAUAGUCAUCAGGCACAAAAAAUACCUAGAAUCUGGAAAGCUAUAA
Messenger RNA from Parnassius apollo (apollo), 312 nucleotides. The record is from the annotation of a GenBank genome assembly. NCBI's taxonomy places the organism in Eukaryota, Metazoa, Arthropoda, Insecta, Lepidoptera, Papilionidae.